Messenger RNA from Eruca vesicaria subsp. sativa (arugula), 315 nucleotides. Lineage: Eukaryota; Viridiplantae; Streptophyta; Magnoliopsida; Brassicales; Brassicaceae. The record is from the annotation of a GenBank genome assembly.
AUGGAUAAGGCGGAGGAGGCUUCGGCGAAGAAGAAACGUGUUUCUCUUCUGAGACAAGCCACCUUUAUGGUUGAGGCUUCUGAGGAUUACACUCGGAGAAUGUGCUUCUUGGGAGAAAGCCAAGGAAGUGAGAGAGCAAAGACGAUGCUUUCUUGUAAAAGCUGUGGCAAGAAGUACCAUAAGAAUUGUGUAAAGUCUUGGGCUCAACAUAGAGGGGAUCCUAACAAGUUUGUGUUCUGCAAGAGCUGUGAUGCCGCUUACCAUUGUGAAUCUUCUUCACAUAUACAUUUUUUCAGAUUCCAGAUGGACUGCUGA